This is a messenger RNA of Symbiodinium natans, 3897 nucleotides long. The record is from the annotation of a GenBank genome assembly. NCBI's taxonomy places the organism in Eukaryota, Dinophyceae, Suessiales, Symbiodiniaceae.
AUGGACAUGCCCGUCACGCUGCGGGCGCAAGUCAAAAGCUCCCCAGGAAAGGCGAACGCCAGAGGAAGCAAGAGAAAGGUAGACAUCAUGGAGGCUUUGCCUGAUCCGCUACAGGGCUCCCACGAUGCCUCUCUGCUCAACGCGUUUCUCUCGGAGAAAGCUUGUUUGGAUACUGAGAGCGGUGUAUCUGGGACCUGGUACAGCCAGACACGGUCAGCCUGCACAUCAAAUGCGUCAUUGAGCGGACUCUCCGCCCUCAAAGAGGCCUUGAAGGCUGAAGGGCACGAGGUGGUCCUUCCUGACCGGAAGCAGCUGUCUGGACUUCUGGAGUGGCAGGCUGUCCGCAUUCCAGCGGAAGUCCUCGCGCUAAGUCCCGAAGAUCUGAAGUGGCGAUGCCAGCCGCUGGUGAAAUGGCUCUUCCAGGUCCGGGAGCCAUCUGACGCAUUGCCGGAGGCGAAGCUGUCCACAAGGCUUCUCAUCUACCCUGACGCCGUCUUCGGGUGCUUCGUGGGCCUUGGCCGCCGCCAGCCAGGUGUCUCUCAGCCAGAGAGCGUCUUCGAGUGCCGAGCUGUCAGUGCUGGUGCAUCUGCGAACCGGACUCGGCGGCGGGCUGUGAACAGUUUCAAGCUGGAGCUUCAGAACAAUCGACUUGACCCCGCGGCCGAGCAGCCGCCCAGCUUCCGACGCCACGCUUUGCGCCAGGAGCAGCUGAGGUCCUUGUACUGGAUGCAGCAGCGUGAGUGCGAGACAGAGCUCUUCGACCUGACGCUGCACCGUGUGAGGGUGGACCCUCUGACCCCGGAAGAGCCCCUGCCAGCAUCAAGCGUCCACGUGAAGUCGUCAGCCCAACUGGGAUGGCAGCUGGAGUUUCGUCAGCGACAGUCUUUGAUCCUACGAGGUGGCAUCUUGGGAGAUGCGCCCGGGUACGGCAAGACUGCCACAACUAUCGGUCUCAUCGAUGCUGGCACUCGUGACUGUCAGCUGCACCUUCCGGCCGAGAGCGAGCCCUACUUCUUCAAGUCGAGUGCUACACUGGUAUUGGCUCCCUCCAAUCUGUUGAACCAAUGGCUGGAUGAGAUCCAGAAGUUCACUGGUGGCUCUGGAGUUGACGCGUCCAGUGGCUGCAACCUCAAGGUGCUGGCCAUUGGGACAGCAGCCCAGCUCAAGACGCUCACGGUGGACAAGAUCAGCUGCGCCGAUGUCGUGGUGUGCUCUUAUCGCCUGCUGUACUCUCCAGUCUACAGGAGACGCUUGCAGGAGCUGUCGGGCGAUUUCUCUCAGGUCUCCAAUGGCGAGGCCACCCGCAUGACUGUGGACAUUCAAAGCUUGCGGCGGAACACCAAGAGAUUUCGUGAGAACCCCGACGAGCUUGGAUGGCUCCAAGCGCCGGAUCCAGCUGUGGGCAGCCCUGAACGCACGAAUAGGUCGACAGGAGGGCCCAGCCGCGACCCCAAUGGCUUGUGCUUCCCUGUAUUGGAACAAGUUUGGUGGAGAAGAGUCGUCUUCGAUGAGUUCCACGAACUUGAGGCCAUCGGCGACACGGCGCAGUUCGACUCGCUGCAGUGCAUUUGCGCAGGCUGCCGGUGGGGCCUGACAGGCACCCCUCCCACACGAGACUUGUCGCAGGUGGCGACUUUGGCGAAGUUGUUUCAGCUUCCAGGCUUGCCCUGCGGGGAUGGCUGUGACUUUGAGGUUCAGCUCGCCCAGGAGAUGGCUCAAAGCUUUCUGGAUCGUUUUGCUCGACAAAACACAAGUGAGGAGAUUGAGCCUGUGCCAUUGAAAGAGCAUCUGGUUGCAGUGGAGCAAACGCCUGAGGAGCGUGCAAUCUACAUGCAAGCUUCGCAUGACCUUUGUGAAGCAAGCGGGGGCCCUCUUGAGAUUACCGGAGAGUCUCGUGGCAUCGAGAAGCUCAUCAAGUUAUGCUCGCAUUUUGCAGCAUACUCCAGCAUGGCUUCCGGGCCAUCUGCAGAUGCCGGGACGGAGUGCCGACGAAUCUUAUCCAGCAAAGAGCAGCAAGCAAAAAGAGCAGCAAACCAGAUGCUGCGAUGCUGCAUGCGCUUGGACAUGCGCCUGCGGGAGGCAUCUGUCGCUUCCAGCAACUCCAGCAACUCGAGUAUCUGGCAGCGGCGCUUCGAAGUCCACAGCGACAUUCUACGCCGUCUUGGAGCAAAGAUAGAGAGCCCAGCAGCUGCUGGCACUGAGGGUGAGCUCCCCGAGUCACCCGCUACCUUGCAAGACGACCGCGGUACUUUGGCUGUCGUGGCUGGCGUGUCUCAACCAUCUGCUGCUGCAGCGGCAGCAGCUGCGCUUGUGGAGGUUGCACGCAUGUGCCUUGCAGAGCUGCAGAAAAAAGCCGGGGAGUUCGAGGAGACGGCAGAAGCCCUGAAAGAUCGGACGGUGGCAGCUGCAGAGGCAGCGAGCUCCUCCCAGCGAUCUCUCCAGUUUUUUCAGCGAACGCUGGCAGCUGCCAGGGGCGAUGCGUCUUCGGAGCAACGAUCCUGCAGCAUUUGCUUGGAGGAGGAUCUGCAGGAGGAAGACUUGUCCAUAACGACCUGCGCCCACGUCUUCCACACCGCCUGCUUGCACGAUGCCAUGAAGAUUUUUGGGAACUGCCCAGAAUGCCGCCAGAAGCUGGGAAAGAGCGACGUGACGCGCCUGGCAGCAGAGCUUGAAGCCCCAAAUCCAGGUCGAGGCCCCAAAUCGCGGGGAAGCUCAAAAGAAACGAAAGAGAUAGAUCAGAAGGCUGGAAGUAAGCUUGCUGUGAUUGCGGCGCACUUGAAGAGGGUGCACGCCAGUGGUGAGAAGGCCUUGGUCUUCUGCCAAUGGGAGGAUCUAAAGAGAUGCGUGUCCGCAGCGCUGGAUGCAUCCGGGGUGCCGCACCUUGAGCUGGUCGGGAAUGUGCACAAACGAGCAGAGGUGCUGCGCCGCUUUCAGGAUCCAGAAGACGGCCACUCCUUGGUUCUGUCCCUGGAGCAUGCCGCAAGUGGCACCAAUCUCACAGCCGCAAGCCAUGUCGUCUUCGUUCACCCCAUGUAUGCGACCUCGGCUGAGCGAGCCGUGGCCUACGAGGCCCAAGCCAUCGCCCGCUGCCGCCGCUAUGGCCAGCAGAAGUCCGAGGCUAAGGAGAAAGAGCAGAGAAACACAGAUGAUUGCGUGGAAGUGCGACUUGGAAAGCAGGCAGCCGAAACCAUCAACCGCGCAUUACAUCAACAGCUCAGCAUUCUGGAGCCUUUGAAAGGUGAACUGCUGGCGCUUCGUGACAAAAGGCCCUGGGAGUUUCCCAGUCGAGAAUCUCCCGUUGCGCUGCGUCCCGAUGCGCAGGCAGCUUCGCCGGAGACCUUCCAGGCUGCUGAGUCCUUCCAGGGAGCAAGGCCAGGCUACGUCUUCAAGGUGGACAAGCACGGCUUGGGGUACUACUUGGACCCCGUUCAGGUCAACCGAUCUAUCUGGGACGAUGUCAUCUCCAAGUUGCCUGAGACUUGGCGCGAAACGCCACACCGGGAGGAGCAGCUGCGCGUGAGCGAGAAACAGAGCUGUGGCUUGAGCAUGUCGCACAGUGAGUUCGGCUUCGUGGUGGACAAAGUAGAGGACGAGCCCGGCCAGAAACUGCAGAAGGGCGAGGCCAUCGUGGCGAUAGAAGGGCGUUUGCUUGCAGGGCUUUCCGCCCCGCAGAUGCAGGCCUCCUUCCAGAAGCGCCGUGUCGAUGGUGCCCGACUGUACGUCGUAGAUCUUGCCAAAGCGGAAGAGCUAUCCAAACGAGACCCGAACAUCAUUGAGAUGUAUGAUCCGAUCAAGCAGCACAACUACUUCUUUCACAAGAAGACCGGCAAGAGCGCAUGGACGUUGGAGGACGUCCGUGCUGGGGUGAGAGAUGAUCGCAGGCAUCUAGGCCUGUAG